Messenger RNA from Malus domestica (apple), 1656 nucleotides. RefSeq names its product cyanidin 3-O-galactoside 2''-O-xylosyltransferase FGGT1-like. The record is from RefSeq and is a predicted model, not a curated record. Gene Ontology annotation, molecular function: UDP-glycosyltransferase activity. NCBI's taxonomy places the organism in Eukaryota, Viridiplantae, Streptophyta, Magnoliopsida, Rosales, Rosaceae.
CAAAUCAAAACCACAAUCGAUCUCAAGUAUCACUACAAACCGUAGCUUUUGUCCUUUGCUUCAAGUAUGAGUAAUUACCAGCCAUUGCCAUCCCUUCACAUUGCAAUGUAUCCAUGGUUUGCCAUGGGACACUUAACCCCCUACCUCCACCUCUCCAACAAGCUAGCUGAAAGAGGCCACAGAAUCUCCUUCGUACCAACCAAAACCCAGCAAAAAUUACAAGCUUUAAACCUCCACCCUCAUCUCAUAUCCUUCAUCCCCAUCACCGUCCCUCAUGUCGACGGCCUUCUGCCGGGCGCCGAAACCACAAACGAUGUCCCUUUCCCUUCCUACUCUCUCCUCAUGACCGCCAUGGACCUCACUCAACCAGCAAUCCUGCAAGCAAUCUGUGAACUAAACCCUGAUUUUGUUUUUUUCGACUUCACGCCAUGGUUGCCAAAAUUAUUACGUCAGCUAGGUACAGGCAUUAAAUCUAUAAACUACAUCAUUAUUACUCCUGCACUUGUGGGUUAUGUGAGAAGCCCAGAAAGAAAAGUACUAAUGGAGAAAUCGGUGUUGACGGAAGAUGAUCUUAUCAACGAUCUUAUCAACCCGCCGCCAUCUUUUCCACCAUCUUCAAUCAAGCUACCAGCACACGAAGCUCGAAUGCUUGCGCCAUUCCUGCUGAAGGAGUUCGGCAGUGGGACGAAAUUAAUCGACCGCCUAAUCAUCUCCUUGAACGACUGUGACGCGGUGGCUUUCAGGACUUGUAGGGAGAUGGAAGGGAAGUACUGCGAUUAUCUUGAAACCCAAUUGAGAAAGCCGGUGCUUCUCGCAGGGCCGGUGGUGCCAGAGACUCCGACUACAGAGUUGGACGAGAAGUGGGCAAAAUGGCUUGAAAGUUUCGAAGCGAAAAGUGUGAUAUACUGUGCAUUUGGAACUGAAUGCGUUCUGAAAAUUGAUCAGCUUCAAGAAUUGUUGUUGGGUUUUGAGCUCACGGGUUUACCCUUCUUCGCUGCACUGAAGCCGCCGAUGGGAGUUGAAGCGGUCGAGUCAGCGUUGCCGGAAGGGUUUGAAGGGAGGGUAAAAGGAAGAGGGGUUGUGAGUUGGGGUUGGGUGCAGCAGCCAUUGAUAUUGAAGCACCCUUCUGUGGGGUGCUUCGUGACGCAUUGCGGUCCAUCGUCGUUGAUGGAGGGGCUGGUGAGCGAGUGCCAGCUUGUUCUGCUGCCGAACGUGGCGGAUCAGCUAGCCAUUGCAAGAGUGAUGGGUCGUGAUCUGAGAGUUGGAGUGAAGGUUGAGAAAGGAGAGGAAGAUGGGGUUUUUACGAAGGAGGGUGUUUGCAAGGCUGUGAGAGAUGUGAUGGAUGAGGAGAGCGAGGUGGGGAAGGAAGUGAGGAGAAACCAUACAAAGUGGAGGGAGUUUCUUUCCAGUAAAGGCCUUGAGAACUCCUACGUUGACAGUUUUGUGGAGAAGCUGCAUGCGCUGCUUGGCUUAAAUAAGUAAAGUUUGAUAGAGUAUAAGUAUUGAAGGUUAAGAGUGUGCUCCCUUGUACUGAGAUUAUAAGCUUUUGAUUGGUUAGGUGGUUAGAUAAGUUUGUUCUAAGAGAAGUAUAAACACUACAUCCCAUGUAUUACUUAGUUGUUAAGAAAACAUAAUAAGAAUAUUCAGUUCCCUCAA